UCUCCUUCUCUCUCUCUCUCUCUCUCUCACACACAGAGAGAUAUUGACAGAAACAAAAAGAAUGAGUCAAUCAAAUCGUGUCAGAGACGAACAUACAAUACCUUUACUCCAAAAAAGCUCUCUUCAGAAACUACAUUUUCUGAAAAACUAUUCCUCUGUUCUCUCUGUUUUCGUCUAUGAAGCAAUCUCAAUCUGCAAGAUCUCUUACCCAUUGGUUCUCACGGGUCUCUUCCUCUACGUCCGCUCUUUCGUCUCUCUGUCUUUCCUCGGCGGUCUCGGAGACGCCACUCUCGCCGGUGGCUCUCUCGCCGCCGCAUUCGCAAACAUCACCGGAUACUCUCUUUUCUCUGGUUUAACCAUGGGAGUUGAAUCUAUCUGCUCUCAAGCUUUCGGAGCUAGACGCUAUAGCUACGUCCGUGAGACUAUUAGGAGAGGAAUCAUCCUCCUCCUUGUGACGUCUCUCCCUGUUACACUUCUUUGGAUGAACAUGGAGAAGAUUCUUCUAAUGUUGAAACAGGACAAGAAGCUCGCGUCCGAAGCUCAUAUCUUUUUGCUUUACUCUGUUCCAGAUCUUGUAGCUCAAUCUUUCUUACACCCAUUAAGAGUUUAUCUCCGGACACAGUCAAAGACUCUUCCUUUAUCAAUCUGUACAGUGAUUGCGAGUUUUCUCCACUUGCCAGUCACGUUCUUGUUUGUGAGUUAUCUCGGUUUGGGGAUUAAAGGCGUCGCCUUGAGUGGUGUUGUCUCUAACUUCAACCUUGUGGUCUUUCUCUUCCUCUACAUCUAUUUCUUGGAAGAUAAGCUAAGUGUUGACGAGGACGAGAAGGUUACAGAGGAGAGUUAUGAAGAUAGUGUGAGAGAAUGGAAGAAACUACUCUGUCUCGCUAUACCGAGUUGUAUAUCGGUUUGUCUCGAGUGGUGGUGCUAUGAGAUUAUGAUUUUGCUUUGUGGGUUUCUCUUAAACCCUAAAGCAAGCGUUGCUUCAAUGGGAAUCCUCAUCCAAAUCACUUCUCUUGUUUACAUCUUCCCUCAUUCUUUGAGCUUAGGAGUCUCUACUCGGGUGGGUAACGAGCUUGGUUCUAACCAGCCGCAGAAGGCGAAAAAAGCAGCCAUUGUUGGACUUGGUCUCAGCAUCGCCCUCGGGUUCACGGCUUUCACGUUCACUGUCUCGGUUAGAAACACAUGGGCAAUGUUUUUCACAGAUGACAAAGAAAUCAUGAAGUUAACUGCCAUGGCUCUACCAAUCGUCGGCCUAUGCGAGCUCGGGAACUGCCCGCAAACUACGGGAUGCGGGGUUCUCCGAGGCUCCGCGAGGCCGAAGAUUGGAGCUAAUAUCAACGGGGUGGCGUUUUACGCUGUUGGCAUCCCGGUUGGAGCAGUUAUGGCGUUUUGGUUUGGUUUAGGAUUCAAAGGACUUUGGCUAGGGAUGCUCGCGGCGCAGAUCACGUGUGUGAUUGGUAUGAUGGCAGCUACGUGUAGGACUGAUUGGGAAUUAGAGGCCAAAAGGGCUAAGGAGCUCACAACUGCGGUGGAUAGUGGCAGCAGUGACGACGACAAAGAGGAUGUGGAGGCUGGGAUGGUUAAUAUAAUUAAUUAGGCAGGACUGAAUCUUUAACCAAAAAAAAACAAAAAAUUGACUUUCUUUUGAAUUAAUUUAUAACUUUUUUUUUUCUUUAUUGAAGAAGUGUAAUCGUUGGGAUGAUUAAUGUAAAUUUUUGUAGUGUAUGAU
Capsella rubella is the source of this 1729-nucleotide messenger RNA. RefSeq names its product protein DETOXIFICATION 50. Lineage: Eukaryota; Viridiplantae; Streptophyta; Magnoliopsida; Brassicales; Brassicaceae. Gene Ontology annotation, biological process: xenobiotic detoxification by transmembrane export across the plasma membrane. The transcript has a single exon. Gene Ontology annotation, cellular component: membrane. Gene Ontology annotation, molecular function: antiporter activity; xenobiotic transmembrane transporter activity. The coding region runs from base 62 to 1597 and encodes 511 amino acids. The record is from RefSeq and is a predicted model, not a curated record.